UAUUCUUUUCGUUUUCAAUUCCAACGCGACAUCCACACUCCACUCUCCCUCUCUCGUCGAUCACCAAAACCAAAACCAAAACCAAAACCCCCCAAAGAUUCCGACUUUCCACAACCAUGGCUUCCUCCACCACCGACGACCUCAAGAAAACCCUCGGCGACCUCGACAAGGACUCCUUCAUAUCCCUCCUCUCCAAGCUCAUCGGCGAGGCCGAGUUCGUCCAGAACAACCCCCCCGACCUCAUUCCUCAGGAGGACCGAGUCGUCAAGCACGUGCUCGCCUCUCUCUUGCCCCUUAGCACCACCACCGGCGGCGGACCCCUCCUCAUCAAUCACGUGACUUACCACCCCGGCAGGGGCAACGUGAUUGUGGAGUACCCGGGGACUGUGCCCGGGAAAGUGCUGUCCUUUGUGGGGUGCCACAUGGACGUCGUCACUGCCAAUCCUGAUGACUGGGAAUUUGAUCCCUUCUCCUUGAGCAUUGAUGGGGACAAACUGCGUGGCCGAGGCACCACUGAUUGCUUAGGGCAUGUUGCACUUGUAACUGAGCUCAUGAGAAGGCUGGCGCAGACAAAACCAAAACUGAAGUCAACUGUGGUGGUUGUCUUGAUAGCAAAUGAAGAGAAUUCUUCCAUUGCAGGAGUUGGUGUGGAUGCACUUGUGAAGGAUGGGCUACUCAACAAGCUAAAGGAUGGUCCUUUGUUUUGGAUAGAUACAGCAGAUAAACAACCAUGUAUUGGUACUGGUGGAUCGAUACCUUGGAAGCUUCAUGUGACUGGGAAGCUUUUUCACAGUGGUUUACCGCACAAGGCUAUAAACCCUUUGGAGCUAGCUAUGGAAGCACUGAAGGAGAUCCAAUCUCGGUUCUAUAGAGAUUUUCCUCCCCAUGAUAAGGAAAAGGUGUAUGGAUAUGCAACACCGUCAACCAUGAAACCAACUCAAUGGAAAUAUCCAGGUGGUGGAAUAAAUCAAAUUCCUUUUGAGUGUACAAUUUCAGGAGAUGUCAGGUUAACUCCAUUCUACAACGUUACGGAUGUGAUGAAAAAGCUUCAAGAAUAUGUGGAUGACAUUAAUGAAAACAUAACAAAGCUAGACUCACGAGGUCCAGUUUCAAAGUAUGUCCUGCCUGAUGAAAACUUACGGGGAAGACUUACAAUAAGCUUCGAUGAGACAUCAUCUGGAGUUGCUUGUGACCUGGAGUCUCGCGGCUUUCAUGUAUUAUGCAAAGCUACUGAAGAGGUUGUUGGCCAUGUGAAGCCUUACUCGAUUACUGGAACUUUGCCUCUCAUUAGAGAACUGCAGGAUGAAGGAUUCGAUGUUCAAACUUCUGGAUAUGGCUUGAUGUCCACAUACCAUGCCAAGAAUGAGUACUGCCUAUUUUCUGAUAUGGCGGAAGGCUACCGGGUGUUUGCAAGUGUUAUCUCCCAACUAGAAGAUUGAGGAUCAGCAAAGAAAGAAAGUACCAAAACUUUUAAAGAUUUGGAAUAAUGAGGGAAGCUGCAAGUGGGGAAUGGUACUGCCAAAUCAUGCUUUGAAUUCACUGCAUUUUUUUCCUUUUUAGUUCCAAUGUGACAAGUUACUGCAAUUAAACUGCAUGUCCUGUCCUUGUUUUAUUGCAGUAGCUUCCUUCACACAUACCAUAGGAAAAGGUGUAUAAGGGGACAGGAUCAGUUGUCUUAUUCAAUGUGGCUUGGUGAAGAAUGUGACCUUACUUUCAGCUUAGUGAUCGGUGUUUAAACUUGUCUUACUAAGAGUUACAAUUUUUGUACUGAGUUUCUUUCAUUUCUCUUUAUCUCAUCUGGCCCAGCAUACCCUUGAAAUGUAUUCUGAGAUUUGUUCUCUAGUACGCACUUGGAAUCAAUUGUCACCUAUCAAUGGAUCUAAAAUUCAGCUGUA
Messenger RNA from Rosa rugosa (rugosa rose), 1895 nucleotides. RefSeq names its product acetylornithine deacetylase. Bases 117 to 1439 code for a protein of 440 amino acids. Gene Ontology annotation, molecular function: hydrolase activity. The transcript has 10 exons. The record is from RefSeq and is a predicted model, not a curated record. NCBI's taxonomy places the organism in Eukaryota, Viridiplantae, Streptophyta, Magnoliopsida, Rosales, Rosaceae.